UGUUGUUGGCCCCCUCCUACUACUUAAUUGUCCUAUACGAGGUCGUUAGGCAGUGCAAGUUCAUCUCGCUUCAUCUUCUCAAUCCAUCAUCAAACAAAAAAUCACGGCGUGACUCUGUUCAUCCACUGCAAUUUAGAGAGAGAAAGAAGAAAAGAUGAUGCGAACUCGAUUGUUAUGGUUCAGCUUAGGUUUAACCUCCUCAGCUGCCGUCGUUUCCCAUUUCGUUUGGAAGGACCUCUAUGUCGACCGUCACGCUCUCUCCUCUCACAUUACU
Molecule: messenger RNA, 274 nt
Organism: Cicer arietinum (chickpea)
Lineage: Eukaryota; Viridiplantae; Streptophyta; Magnoliopsida; Fabales; Fabaceae
Source: RefSeq, a predicted model, not a curated record